Molecule: messenger RNA, 1662 nt
Organism: Strongylus vulgaris
Lineage: Eukaryota; Metazoa; Nematoda; Chromadorea; Rhabditida; Strongylidae
Source: the annotation of a GenBank genome assembly
CAACGAGAAAAACAACGAUGUGCUGAAGGCGGAGGUGACAUCUUCUUCAUGCGGGAUGUAGCUGAUCUCAGUGGACGAGAUGGAGACUUGGCGUUAUUGGAGUAUUCCGAAGAGCAUCCCCCGCUGUUAUGUCAACCUGGAAUGGCAUCAAAAGUCAAGAACUUCUAUAAAAAAAAGCCUGGAAAAGAUGCCGAUCCUGAUUUUGAGUACGGUGACAUGGCCUACUUGCAUAACAUUCCAUUUCUUGGACAGUUGCAGCCAGGUCAAGCAAUGCAGUCGGUUGAGAACAACUUAUUUCGAGCUCCUAUUUAUCGACAUUCACCGCACCACAAUGAUUAUUUGCUCAUUCGAAACCGCAACGGAUGGUUCAUACGUCCUUGUCCACCUUUGUUUCUUGUUGGUCAGGAGUGUCCCUUAUAUGAAGUUCCCAGUCCAAACUCCAAGCGUGCGACAAUAUUCGUCAGAGACUUUCUGUUGGCGUUUAUCUAUCGCCUGUUCUGGGCUAGCGAACAUCGCCCUCGUCGAUUGAAAAUGGAUGACAUUAAAGCUGCCUUUCCUCAUUAUGCAGAAAGUAGCGUACGGAAACGCUUGAAACAAUGUUCAGACUUCAAACGACUAGGAACAGGGCCUGAUCAGAAUUACUGGGUAUUACGGCCGGAAUUUCGUCUUCCCAGCAAAGAGGAAGUGCUGGCUAUGGUCACACCUGAAAUGUGCUGUGCUCAAUACAGUAUGCUUGCUGCUGAGCAGAGAUUGAAAGAUGCGGGCUAUGGCGAGAAGUACUUCUUCACACCAGAAAACGAGGAUGAUUCUGAUGAUCAAGUCACCAUAGAAGACGAGAUAAAAUGUGCUCCUUGGAAUACUACUCGUGCUUUUUUGUCUUCAAUGCGGGGAAAAUGUCUUUUGGAUCAGACGGGAAUCGCCGAUCCAACUGGUUGUGGUCAAGGUUUUAGCUACGUUCGGGUGUCGCAGAAACCUCAAAAAGUCAGCAAAACGUUUCUUAAAAUCAACUUCCUUUACUGUUUUUUAUUGUUGUUACAAUUUAAGGAUGACACACCAGCUAUGCCAAAACGUCUUGUUACGGGUACAAAUGCUGAUCUCAGGAAAUUGCCGCUUAAGGAAGCAAAAGAAAUAUGCAGAGACUAUGGAGUGCGAGAGGAAGAAAUAAAUGCUCUUUCUCGUUGGGAAAUCAUCGACGUUAUUCGAACGUUAUCCACUCAGGCAGCCAAAGCGAAAGCAGACUCUUCUGGCGAUCGUAUAACUUUGGCUAACCCUGAAGCCCUUUCAACUGAUGAAGGUAGCUCUGGUGAAGAUUCUGAUAACGAGGAACUGGCUACUAGGUUAGAAACUAUGCUGCAAGCUAACAAAGGCAAAAAACACAUAUCCAUGUCGGAACGGGCUAGGAUGGAGUUUGAAAGUGAAGAGAAAGAGCGGCAAGAUUUGAAAAGAAUGGUUCAUGGAGAUGCACCUAUCAAGAACGAAAAGGAUAAGAAGGAAGCGACAGCAGAAGAGAAAAAGAAUGGAACAGAAUCGACGCGAGUUGAAGUCGUGACGAGGCCGCAGCUCAUUGAAGCGUACACUAGGAUACGAAUGACGAAGGAUGAGAAUUUCAUUGAAGUGUACGCUCAAAUGGAUGAGCAAUUCAAAGAGGUGUGCAAGCGAUAG